AUGGAAUUUUUGAGCUCUUGCUUGGUGGCCGUCCGGUCGCCGCCGCGCUCCGAGACCUCCGCGUCUCCCGGCACGUACGGAGGGAUCGGCGGGUGGGCGCCCCCCAGCAGCCUGGGCCGGAGGCUGGAACACAUCCCCAUGGUGGCGGCCAAAGGUUCCCACGUCCCCCGGGCCGGACACGCGACUCGCACGCACACCCGGCUAGAUUCAAGCUGUUGUCGUGUCCGUUGUGACCUUUUCAAUCCCUUUUUAGCGGUGCCACUUUCUGUUUGUAAUGACUGCUGCUUGCCUGGUUAUCGGAAGAAAAAGAAGGAAGGAGAGAAAUUUUGCUGCUAUGAUUGUAUUGCGUGCCCAGAAGGACAGAUUUCAAGGCAAAGGGAUUUGGAUGACUGCACCCAGUGCCCCGAAGAUCAGUAUCCAAACAAGGGCCACGACAGUUGUAUUCCCAAAGUGAUAACCUUUUUGUCCGUUGAAGAACCUUUGGGGAUCAGUUUAGCUACUAUUGCAGUCUCUUUUUCUCUGUUCACUUUCUUGGUGCUUGGGACUUUUAUUAAGCACAGAGAUAGCCCCAUUGUCAAAGCCAACAAUCGAGAUAUCACUUACGGACUCCUGAUCUCUCUCCUGCUCUGCUUCCUCUGUCCCUUGAUCUUUCUUGGGAGACCAAGAAUGGUGACCUGCUUUCUCCAACAAUCAGCUUUUGGCAUCGUCUUCACAGUGGCUGUUUCUUGCAUCUUGGCCAAAACUGUCACUGUAGUUGUAGCUUUCAUGGCCACCAAACCAGGGUCCAAGAUGAGGAAAUGGUUGGGGAAAAGACUGGCAUAUAGCAUUGUUCUUUCCUGCUCCAUUAUCCAAAUGUGUAUUUGUACAGUGUGGCUAGGAACGACUCCCCCUUUCCCAGAUUUCGAUACCAAGUCAACAACUGAAGAGAUUAUAGUACAAUGUAAUGAGGGAUCUCUUAUCAUGUUUUAUAUUGUUCUUAGUUACAUGGGCCUUCUGUCCAUCGUGAGCUUCAUUGUGGCUUUCCUAGCCAGGAAGUUGCCAGACAGUUUUAAUGAAGCCAGGUUUAUCACUUUCAGCAUGUUGAUGUUUUGUAGUGUUUGGGUGUCUUUUGUUCCAGCCUUUCUAAGCACUAAAGGGAAAUACAUGGUUGCUGUCGAGAUCUUCUCCAUCUUGACAUCCAGUUCUGGAUUACUGGUCUGUAUCUUUUUUCCUAAAUGCUACAUUAUUCUUCUGAGGCCAGAGUUAAACAACAGGGGACAACUAUUGAGAAAGAAUUAA
Heteronotia binoei (common prickly gecko) is the source of this 1278-nucleotide messenger RNA. RefSeq names its product vomeronasal type-2 receptor 26-like. Gene Ontology annotation, biological process: G protein-coupled receptor signaling pathway. Gene Ontology annotation, molecular function: G protein-coupled receptor activity. Gene Ontology annotation, cellular component: membrane. Lineage: Eukaryota; Metazoa; Chordata; Lepidosauria; Squamata; Gekkonidae. The transcript is spliced from 3 exons. Bases 1 to 1278 code for a protein of 425 amino acids. The record is from RefSeq and is a predicted model, not a curated record.